GUCCCUCUAGCGACUACUUCCGCCUCGUCCAGCAUCGUGGCGCGCUAACGUUUACUUUUCGUGUGUUUCCUCCAUUUUUUUUUGUGUAACGAAACGACAACACUAAAUCGUGCCGAAGCCCUCUCGCGCAUGUGCACACUUUAGGUGUCACGGAGCGCAAGAUCAAUUCAAAAUUUCCCUUAGAAACGCUACACCUAUAAAAGUCAGUCAUCUGCGGAAUGAAAUUAACGCACACUUUGAUUUUACACAUGAAGUAAUAGCGAAAGUAAUAUUAAGAGGGCGUUAUUAGUUAGUUGUGUUGUCAGUGGUGUGAACGAUUCGUUCAAAAUAAAAGAAUUUUUGAGAGAACGAAAACAUGUGAUUCAUUCGAUAUAGAAAUAACGUUGGAGUGGAGGUUAACGACUGAAAUGUACGAGUGGCAUGUUUGCCUCACGAUAUUCUUUGGCCAGUGCGGCACCACCAUCGUAGUGGAGUAUCUGCCACAGCAAUACCCUUUGCGCUAGCGCCCCUUGGCCCUUGCACAAGUGAUAGAAACUGUGGAUCAAAGACUAUAAAUAGAAGAUAGAAUAUAGCUUUAACGUGAUGGAGGAUCUUCAACUUCGUCACCGGAACGAGAAGAAAGAUCUUCAAAAUAAAAUUCAAGCGCUCAAAAAGACUGUUACGAAAGGGGACAAGAAAAAGAAGAAGGAAGUGUCUGAAGAAAUAACUAGACUCGAAACUGAGAUUCAAAGUCGGCACUGCCAAGAGUUAUCGGAGCUUAACAUUUCUAGUCAUGAGGCGGCGGGAGAUCCCGUCGAGCUGGAGCCGGCGGUCGCGGAGGACGACUGCGCGGAGGAGCCGGCCGGCAACCCGCAGAGGGUCAGCAAGGCGCGCAAGAGGCGGGACAGGAAGGCCGUGAAGGAGAGAGAGCGGGAACAGCUGAUCAUGGCCCAGGAGGAGGAGAACAAGACCGGCGCGAGGAACACGGAGAUGCAGACGAUCAAACGGUUGCUGAGGGCGCGGGGACUGGCGGUACACGAGAUACCUUCCGACGGCAACUGCCUGUACGCGGCGGUGGACUUCCAGAGGAAGUUGGCAGGACUGCCCCACCUGGGGCCGGAGCGGCUGCGGCAGGCGGCGAGCCAGUACCUGCGCGGCCACCGCGACGACUUCCUGCCGUUCCUGAGCCACCCCGACUCGGGGGAGCCCCUCACGGAGCAGCAGUUCGAUGAGUACUGCGCCCGGACCGCCGACACGCCCGCGUGGGGCGGCCAGGUGGAGCUGAGGGCGCUGUCGCACGCGCUGCGCUGCCAGAUCGAGGUGGUGCAGGCGAGCGGGCCGCCCAUCGUGCUGGGGGAGGAGUACGGGGGGGGCGGCCCGCGCCUGGUGGUGGCCUACCACCGCCACAUGUACGGCCUGGGCGAGCACUACAACUCCGUGAGGCCCCUCGCGCCGGGCGAAGACGGUGACCCAGACGACCCUCCGCAAGAGGUCGUCGGACCCUGAGCCCGCCCCGAGUUGCAGUGGGUGUGUUCGCUUGGUUUCAUCCCUCGACCUUUCAGUUUCAAAAACUACUUUGGGAAAAAAAUAGCCACCCAAAUUUGUGAAAUGUAACAUAUUUAAUUAUUUGUAGCUGCUCAGUUUGAGUUGUUACUAUUUUUAUUUAUUUUACACGCACUAUUGCGGGCAGUUAAGAAACAAUGUGUGCUGCCUCGAAAAAUUUUAUUUGUGUGUGUGUUUGUACAAAUAAAAUCACUAUUUAUUUUUCUCAA
Messenger RNA from Bacillus rossius redtenbacheri, 1751 nucleotides. Its product is annotated as deubiquitinase OTUD6B. The transcript is spliced from 5 exons. NCBI's taxonomy places the organism in Eukaryota, Metazoa, Arthropoda, Insecta, Phasmatodea, Bacillidae. Gene Ontology annotation, molecular function: cysteine-type deubiquitinase activity. The coding region runs from base 583 to 1485 and encodes 300 amino acids. The record is from RefSeq and is a predicted model, not a curated record. Gene Ontology annotation, biological process: protein deubiquitination.